Messenger RNA from Maudiozyma saulgeensis, 1575 nucleotides. NCBI's taxonomy places the organism in Eukaryota, Fungi, Ascomycota, Saccharomycetes, Saccharomycetales, Saccharomycetaceae. The record is from the annotation of a GenBank genome assembly.
AUGUCAGGACAAGUGAUAGAACGUAAGACAUCCCCACCAGAUGUUUCGAGUACUCAGAGGCUUUCGGCAAUGAUCGAUUCUCUUCAUGAUAUACAGUCUAAUGAGGACUUAUUGCAACUUUCAAAUCAACAACCAAGCAGUGAAGAAUCCCUAAGGGCGCCAAAUAGAAGUUCAUUUAUGCCACCUUCAGUGAGCUCUUUUUCACCUUAUCAAGGUUCAAGUUCAGUUUCAGAUUACUCUGGGGUAGUUAAUCAAGCCAUGGAAGUGAUACGGGUAAAUAAUAAUCAAGUGAAUACAGUCCAACCAUUGAAUAUACAUGAAACAAUUUCUAAUCUUGCAUUAAACCAAAAUGAUAUUGAUAAUAUAGAGAUGACUUCUUCUAGUGAUAGUGAUGAAGAUAAAAAACCUUUAUUACCGAAUUUUCCAACAGAAGAUGAUCUAAGGAAGACAAGUUACGCUUCCAGGUUACCAACAUUCAUCACUGAAAGAAGUAAUACACCUGUGGCUACAAUAACUGAUUCUCCAGAUAAGAGCACUAUUACUUCAAAUGGUUCACAAGAAAAUAGGAGUAUACCUUCACGUCUCAAUUUAGAGAAAGAAAGAAAUCAAACAGGUUCAGAUUCUGGUUCAGAUGACGAGGUUGAUGUAGAGAAAACAGAAAGGGAAUUAAUAUCAUUAAAUAUUCGUGAUCCGAAUCAUUUACAUUAUAAGGAAUCAAGUAUUAACGAUAUUGAUAACACAGAUAUAAUCGAGGUGAGUGACCACAGUUCUAUUACUUCAAGUAUAGGGGAAUCAUUGAAUGAAGAUGGAGUCAAUAAAAAAGAUGAAAUAGUAACAGAUAAGAAUAACGUAAUUACGUCCCCUAUAGUACCACCAAGAAGUAAAGAUAGGCCUAGAGCGAAUAGAAUACCGACAGAGAAAAGAGUUAUUGAGGCUCAACAGGAGGAAGCAUUAAAACUACAACAACCUCAUCCAAAUAGCCACAAGUCUCUAACAUCAUUUCAAAGUACCACAAACAAAUCAGAGAGUUAUUACUCUGCAGCUAGCUUCCUACCUGAAGAUGAUGGCGAAGGAAUAGACAAUUUAUCUAUUCAUGACCCACAACAAUUUACAGCAAUGAGUAAACCGGUUACGGUCGUUAAACCGUUGGGUCAAUUCUCUAAGGAAGAAUUAUUCGGGGAUACACCAUCAAAAAUGCAUACAGUUGAUCUUGAUAAUAUCUAUGAAGAUAUACAUCCAGCAACGCUACCUCCAAAGAAGGUGAAGUCUAGCGUAAUUCAAAUAUCAGCAAAAGCGCAAAAGAAACUUAAAAAGAAUAAAAAGAAAACAAAAGAAAUGAGAGAUUUCAAUGUCGAAACCAUUAACGAGUUAUUGAAUGUUACAAAGGGUACUUUAGUUGGUUCAGAAUUUUCAAACCUUGGGAUGAAAAUAGAAGAAAAAAGAUUGUUGGAAAGAUUAGUCGAUUCGCUAUCCAGAUUAACAGCAGAUAUGAUAUUGGAACCAAACCGCUAUGAUGAAGGUUUAAGAAGAAUAAACAAGGCCACUAGGGCUCUUGAGGGCUUUGUUGAGGAAUAG